Molecule: messenger RNA, 450 nt
Organism: Solanum tuberosum (potato)
Lineage: Eukaryota; Viridiplantae; Streptophyta; Magnoliopsida; Solanales; Solanaceae
Product: TMV resistance protein N-like
Exons: 1
Coding region: 1-450 (149 amino acids)
Biological process (GO): signal transduction
Source: RefSeq, a predicted model, not a curated record
AUGGCUUCCCAAUUUCGAUCUGUCAAUAAAUGGAAAUAUGAUGUUUUCCUGAAUUUUCUACGGGAAGACUUCAACGAAAACUUUGUUACCGAUCUUUAUGAACGUCUGGAAGACAUAGGAAUCAAGACAUUCAAACACGAUGACAGAUCUGCAAGAGGAGUGCCAAUUUCGACAGAAAUCUCAGGAGCUAUCGAGGAAUCAAGGAUUGCCAUUACAAUCUUUUCCGGGAAGUAUGCAUUAUCCAGACGGUGCUUGGAAGAAAGCACUAAGAUCAUGGAGUGCGUUGACAGCCACGGACAGGAAUUCUUCCCGGACUAUCGCACAGAGCCAUCAGUAGUAUCACUCGAGUUUGAUUACGGAAAUUACGACGACGCUCUCUCUAAAGCAUCCGACAUUGCGGGAUUUAAUAAGUAUUAUUAUUAUUAUGGUUUCGAACCUAUCUGUUGGUGA